AUGUUAACUGAUGAAGAGGCUACUCUUUAUGAUCGACAAAUUCGUUUAUGGGGUGCCGAUGCUCAAUUAAAACUUCGUCAAACACGUUUAUUACUUAUUAAUGUCAAUAGUUUAUCAAUAGAAGUAUGUAAAAAUUUAUGUUUAGCUGGUGUUGCUAGUAUAACGGUAUUUGAUAAUACACGUGUUACAUCAAAUGAUAUUGAAGAAAAU
This is a messenger RNA of Rotaria sp. Silwood2, 210 nucleotides long. The record is from the annotation of a GenBank genome assembly. Lineage: Eukaryota; Metazoa; Rotifera; Eurotatoria; Philodinida; Philodinidae.